Messenger RNA from Sparassis crispa, 1884 nucleotides. RefSeq lists its product as hypothetical. The record is from RefSeq and is a predicted model, not a curated record. Bases 1 to 1884 code for a protein of 627 amino acids. Gene Ontology annotation, biological process: mRNA splicing, via spliceosome. The transcript has 7 exons. NCBI's taxonomy places the organism in Eukaryota, Fungi, Basidiomycota, Agaricomycetes, Polyporales, Sparassidaceae. Gene Ontology annotation, molecular function: RNA binding. Gene Ontology annotation, cellular component: Lsm1-7-Pat1 complex; precatalytic spliceosome; P-body.
AUGACUGAAUACACAUCUAAUUCAGAGGCUGUUCGCGAGUACCUGACAUGGCGCGAGCGUACGGCGCAAUGGGUCGGUGUACAUUCACGAAGCGGUGGGUCAGAGACUGCGUAUGUGUCGCCGUCAUAUCCCCCAUCCCUUCUGAGUGACCCCGACGCGCCAAGCUACGGCCCAAGCGAUUCGGACGACGAAGGCAGUAGCCACUCCAUACCACCGCGUAUGAUGUUGCGGUAUACUGAUGGCAGGCCAGACGUACCCAUCUCGUAUUUGGACAACUUCUCUGACCGUCCUCUCCCACGACCGAGAAAUGUAGACGGACCUGGUGCCCUACCUUCGACACAUCGACGGUCCAAGUCUGGAUCUCAUCUCCAGACGUCACCGAACAAUCAUGAUCAGCCGCGCUAUGCCCAAACGCUGUCAUACGCCACGUCGCACCAUACCGCUAUUCCAAUCCCAGUGCCUCCGCCUCACGAGUACCCAGCCCCCCCUCGCUCUCCAGAGAGCAUAGUGGUGCUGCCGUCUCGAGACUCCGACGAGACGCCACAGGUGCAGGUCCCUGUCAACGUGCCGUCACAGCACUCUCACCACUCUCAGCAAUUUCAAUACUCUCAUCAUUCUCACCAUUCUCAUGAUUCUCGCGCUCAUGCACGCUCUCCAUCUGCAUUUGCUCCCCCGCCUCCAUUGUUGUCUUCCGACGGUAUACCGAUGAUGCCGCGGAAUCCAAGUUUCGUACCUAGAGCUCCGUCUCAGCAGCAUAUUGUUGCGCCGUCACCGAGGCACGCGUUUGACCCUGCACAAUUUUCCCAGGGCAGAACCCACUCCCCACCGAUUACCCACUCUCAAUCGCAGCCGCUUCCACAAGGACAUGAUCGCACUCGAUUUGUCGAUCCGCGAUUCUCCGGAGGCGCACAGUCCCAAUUGCCGUACACUUAUUCUCCUCCUGCGAUCGUAUACGCACCGUCGUCGAAGCAUAGCAAGUCGCGCUAUACGCCUCCUGCAAUUGUGUAUUCCCCUUCGGCGACUCACCACAAUCAGCGCAGAGGACCUCCCUCGAUAAAGUUCAGCCAGUCUGCCCCGGUGCCGCUGCAUUCGCACCAUUCCGUGCGUUCCGGCUCGGGUCCUCGGUCAUUCCAGCAAGGGGAAACUCCAGUCAUUUACGAGGAGCCUGUUGAGCGAAGCCGCAGUGUCGGCAGGGCUCCGAGCAACGGUCGGGGACGUACUCCUGUCCAUGACUUCCUUGAGGUUGACCGCUCAGCGUCAUCCCGAUCGCGCUCACCCUCUCCUCUGAGUGGAAGCGAUGGCGAUAGCCGUGCAUCUGGAAGCACGUACUAUAUUCUUCCUACACCAGGUCAAAAAGUCAAACUCAUUGUACCUAAUUCUGCAUCCAUUUACACGGCCACAUCGACAACGAAGUCCGCGCACUCCCCGCAGUCGAAGUACUCCGGUUCCGGCAACGGUGGACCGCGCAAGCCGUUCUUCCAGCGGAUCUUUAACAUUCCCAAGCUGGCGGGGUCAGUAGACUCCAGUGGGAGCAGCCAGGUGUCCCAGAAACAUAUCCGCGGACCAAAACCUUCCUCCUUUCCAGUCCUCACCAUGCUUAUCUUCUCCGUGUUCAAGACGCUGACGGACCAGCGCGUCACGGUUGAGUUGAAGAAUGACUUGUCGAUCACGGGGGUGCUCAAGUCGGUUGACCAAUUUCUGAAUAUUCGCCUGGAUUCAAUCAAGGUACUGGAUGAAGCGCGGCAUCCACACAUGAUGGCAGUGAAAAACUGUUUUAUCCGUGGCUCCGUCGUGCGGUAUGUGCAACUGCCCGCUGAGCACGUCGACACGCAAUUGCUAGAGGACGCUACAAGAAGAGAGGCCGCUGCUCAGGGCAAACGAUGA